AUGAUGACAGAUACAGCUGCACAACAAUUAAUAGAUACUAAUGGUCAACCAUUAGUGACACAACAAGAACGACAAGCUAUGGUUAAUAAAUUAUCAACACAUUGGACACAAGACUUAUCAACAAGAGUUGAAAAUAUGGCAUUUGAAAAAUCUGGUGGUCGUAAACCUCUUUAUCUUAAAGCUGUUCAAAAUUAUUAUCAGCACAUUCAAACUGCAUAUCAAAAUCGUUCUAAUCAACAACAACAACAGCAACAACAAACAUUACAAUCAUUAAAUAAUAAUAAUAAUAAUAGUGUACAAUAUUUAAAUCAACAAGUUAAUUCUUCUCAACAACAGCAACCAUCAAUAACUAUGAUUUCUCAACCACAAUUAGCUCAAAUGCUUAAUCAACAAAAUCGUUUUAAUCCUGUACAACCAUCUUUACCAUCUCGUAUGCCAAAUCCACAAACAAGUAUGAUGAAUACACAAUCACCUAUUCCGAAUCAAGGUCCACGAUUACGUGAACCACAAAAAUUCAAUCAAUCAACUCUUAAUUCAACAACAUAUACAGCAACACCACAUAAUUCAACAUCAUCUCCAUUGAUACCAACAAAUGAUUUAUCUUCAAAUUAUGCAACACCACAACAACAACAACAACAACAAUCACAAUUAACUAAUAUUAAUUUAAGUGAUUAUCUAUCUCAACAAAAUCGAUAUGUAAAUCCAAGAGCACGUACAGCAACGAAUUUAAAUGGAAAUUUUCCACAACAAACAUCAUCAAAUAAUUCCAAUGAUGUUCUACAUCAGUUUAUUGCUGGAAAUUCAUCAACAAAUUCAGUAACAUCAUCAUCAGCAUCAUCACCUAUAAAUACACCAAUGACAAAUACAUCAUCAACUGGCGAUCGUUUAUUACAAAGAAUUCUUACAUCAAAUCCUGAUGGAACAUCGAAUACAAUGUCAUUAACAAAUCGACAAUCAACUUUACAACAACCCACAUCAUCGAAUAUGCCUCAACCAAAUCGAUCAGUCAAUCCAACGAACAGUAACAAUCCUCUUCGACCAUCAUUGCUAUCUCAACAACCAUCACCUUCCUCGUCAGUUAUUCUCAUGCCAACAGUACCUCAAAUAUCAAAUGUUCAAAUUCAACCAUCGUCUAAUGUAACUAUUCAGCAAAGUUCAUUAAAUAAUAAUAAUAAUAAUAAUGUAAAUGGUUCAUUUGCAUCAAGAAUACAAGCAAUGCAACAGCUACCAUCAUCAGUAACAAUGAACAGCUCAACACCAUUACAAAAUAACUAUUCAUCACCUGUUGAUCGUUCAGCACCAUUAUCAGGAAGUGGUAGUAUUUCAAGUCCAGAUGAAGAAACAAUAAAUUUAAUAAAAUAUUUCAAAGAAAAUCUCGGUAAAUUACAAUUAUACUGUCAAAAAUAUACUAAUGAAGGUAAUCAGAAUAAAGCUCGUAAUCUUCAAUUACUUUAUGAACAAAUGGUUCAAUUUAUUAAUAAUCCAACAUAUGAAAGUUUACCAAAUGCAAAAAAUCUUCGUGAUUCACUUGAACGAGCAUCUAAUCGAUCACAACAACCAAAUGCGGUACCAGUAAAUGUACCUAUACCAAAUCCACCAACACAACAAAUCAAUGAUAUAAAUCAAUUUGAAAAAUCAUUAACCGAAUUUCUAUCACGUGAUCAAAAGAAACGUCUUUUUUUCAGUAAACUAUUUAUUGAACCAUUAAAUAAUGUUAUUAAUGGUAUUCCACAUAAAAAAGUUCGUCUUGAUAAUGAUUAUAAUAAUUCAAAUCGAAUAACCCAACAAAUAAUUCCAUCAAAUCAAUCAUCAUUAAUAUCUCAACUUAAUGAUGAAUUUAAUUUAUUACCAUCUAAUAUUUUUUCUAUAGAACUUUUACCGGUAUCACAUGUAGUCAAAACUAUUCAAUUAAAUGAUGAAUAUUUAAGUAGAAAAGGUUUAGUUUUGAGAUGUAAAUUAUUAGAACCAUUUAUUCCAAUUAUACAACCAUUACGAAUAAAAAUUUCAACACGUUAUCCCGAUGAACAACCGGAAAUAUUAUCAUUGACAAAAACAAUGCCACCAAAACUUGAAUUUACAGAUGGGCAUCCAUAUUUUGAACAAAUCUCAAUGUUAUUUAUUUCUUAUCUUUUUAAACUACCUCCCCAACAUACCGUGACUGAUAUUCUCAAUAUUUGGCGUCAAUCCGUCCAAGCUGCUUUAUAA
Messenger RNA from Adineta steineri, 2205 nucleotides. NCBI's taxonomy places the organism in Eukaryota, Metazoa, Rotifera, Eurotatoria, Adinetida, Adinetidae. The record is from the annotation of a GenBank genome assembly.